CCUUUGUGUAGGAGUUGUAUAAAUAGUCAGGGAAUAUUCUGGAUAGACACAGUUCAACUGAAACCCUCAACAUGCAUUCUCUACGUCUACUGGUCCUUCUCGGUGCCUUGUUGGCCACUCAGGGCAGAGUUUUAGAUCAGGAGAAGAUUCCUGAGAUUGUCGCCUCCCCGGCAGAUCUUAAACCAUUGGAAGUCAAGCAGGAAGUUGUCAACGAAAUACGGAAAACUGAACCUCAGCUGAUUGGUAAUGUUAAUUCUCAAGAGCAGCCGACAAAUCCGAUUUCCGAAGAAACCAAGGAAUCCCAACCUCAAGUGGCUAUCGAGCAAAGCCAAUCUCAUCUACCUAACUCCAUCGGUUCUGAAGAAACUCCUUCUGAGGCAAUCAAACCCGUAGAAGUUAUACCAGCAGUUACCAAAGGAAACCAGGAAAGUCAAUCUCAGCUGACUAACUCAAUUGUUUCUCAAGAUGCUUCUUCUAAAACAAAAAAAACCGAAGAAUCUGAACCAGCAGUUACCAAAGGAAACCAAGAAAGUAUAUCUCAGUUGGCUAACUCCAUAAAUUCUCAAGUAGCUCCUUCUGAACCGAUCAAGCCCGUAAAAGUUGACCCAGAAGCUGCCAAGGGAAACCAAGAAACCCCAGCUCAGCUUAGUAACACUAUUAACUCAGAAGGAGUUCAGGCAAGCACCGAAGAAAAACAACCCACUUCUAAUGAGAUUAACAAGGAACUACCCAAACAAGAAGUGGGUCCACAAAACUCAGCAAAACAAGGUCGCGAUAACAAGAUCCAGUUUGCGUAUGGACAGCCUGGUCAAACCCAAACCCAGAACCAAGACCAACUCAUUAGUGUUCAAGACCUAGAAAAGAUCUUCAAGAAUCAGGGAGUGCAGUUCCAGUCCUUGGACCAGUAUCAAAAUCUAUUCAAUAAGUUCCAGCCGCAAUACGUUUCUGUGGUGAACACGCCGGAUGCCAACACUCACAAUCAAGCGCACUACUAUCCCAACCAGAAGAAGCCCGGAUUUCCCUUCUCCUUCCUGCCCAAUCCAUUUGAGAAGAACGAACCCACUUAUGUCAGACCGAGUCCUACUACGAGCUCCACGACUGUUGUCAGUACGAGUUCUACUACGAGCUCCACGACUGAUGCCAGUUCGAGUUCUACUACGAGCUCCACGACUGAUGUCAGUUCGAGUUCUACGACUGAUGUGACGCAGCACACCCACAACCACAUCCACAUCCACGAGGAGACCAAGCCCUUCCCCUUCCUGCCCAAUCCCUUCACCGACUUCCCCAAGGUUGUGGGUCUCAGUUUGGUGCUUCUCCCGAAUCCAUUUUAUGUCAACAAAAGCAAUAGUCAGACUCACCAGGCUGGUGAAUAUCAGUACUUGGGAAAGUUCCGUGCCUUUUCCGAAGAAGAACCCCAGAAGCAGCAGCAGUCCCAAAAGCCAAAUUUCUACCUGAUCCCUAAUCCUUUCGCCAAUCUUUCCAAUGAAAGUCAAAAGGAAGAUGGCAAUGUCCUACUGUCUGUGAAUCUGGCUUCACUACCUCUUCUGGUUCCUGCACCUGAGAUCUCCCAAGGAAAGGCUUCUUCGGGAAGCAUCAGUUUUCAAGAUCUGAUUAAGGCAGGCAAUGUCCAUGUGAGCCAGCCCCUCAAGCUGCCGGCCAACAAUGGUCUCAGCCAAAUUCAAAAGGAGCAGGCCGCUAUCCAUCAGCUGAUCCUCAAUCAUCUUAGCGAGCAGACGAAUCUUUUCCAGAAGCAAUCUCUUGGAAAUGGAAAGCGCUCCCAACCUGCUCCGUCAGUUGCAGUCCAGGAGGAAGAGGAGAGCUCCGUACUUUUUGCCGUGGAGAUCCCGAAGUCCAUCUACCGCUUCUUCAAAGGCAUCUUUGGUGGUUUCUCCAACUGAGAAGCCAGUAGAAGAUCCUGACCGAAAGAACAACCAAGAACUAAACAAGAAUGACAUACUAAGAAAAACAUCGCAUACAUUUAAAUUUAAGCUAAUUAUAAAUUAUUAAUUCAAAUAAAGUAAAUUGCAUACCAAA
Molecule: messenger RNA, 2034 nt
Organism: Drosophila rhopaloa
Lineage: Eukaryota; Metazoa; Arthropoda; Insecta; Diptera; Drosophilidae
Product: basic-leucine zipper transcription factor A
Exons: 2
Coding region: 72-1898 (608 amino acids)
Source: RefSeq, a predicted model, not a curated record